UGAACGCCAUCCCUACUUCUCGGGCGCUAGUAGCCGAAACGCUACAACGCCUCAUUCCCCCUUUUUACGGUUAUAAUUGUACCGUAACCAGCGGCGUGGGUAACCGCAUUCAUUUCGCUUUCACCCAAAAACCAAACACGUCCCACUGAAAAAGUGUAGGUUUAGCCCUAGCAACGCCAUUUAUGUCAAUACUGACAUAACCCCCAUUCCAAGCCGCCUAAAUGACCUCCAAGCCCCUUCUAAUUGAUUCGAUCCAUAGAAUCAAGACUUCCGUUGCGAAAGGGACCCUCCUCAUCCAUCCUCAAUUUCCUCAAUAGUAGCUCCCAUAUCAAUCAGAUAAAUUCCUACCCCCAACACACACCCUCAUUUUCAUCCAUUGUCGGAGUUGCAGGUUUUCUGCGGAGAAACGAUUCUCCAGACAAAUGUCCGACGAUAGGGAAUAAUACAGCCGCAGCUGUACCCGCCCACCCCCAAUUAGAUUAAGAAAAAACAAAAAGUAAACAAAAAAAUAUAUAUAUAAAAAAACCGCCCAAAAAAAAUAUAAAAAAGAAAAAAAAAUCUUGAAAAAAAAAAUGUAACUGCACCGCUAGAAGCAGCCGAGUAAACACUUCCCAACAAAAUAUCCCCACACCCCGCCCUGCAGGGAAAAAAAUAUAUCCUAUAUACCCUAUAUCAGGGCCUAAUGCAAAUCAUAACCAAAUUACCAAUUAUCAAGCUGCUAUAGCGGUUUAGUAUAUUGACAUUUCUUGUAUACUUACAAAAAAAAAAUAAGAUGGCUCGUACUAAACAAACGGCUAGAAAAUCGACUGGAGGGAAAGCUCCUCGUAAACAAUUAGCGACAAAAGCCGCCCGUAAAAGCGCACCAGCUACUGGUGGAGUAAAAAAACCUCAUCGUUAUAGGCCAGGUACUGUAGCUCUUCGUGAGAUAAGACGUUAUCAAAAGAGUACCGAAUUACUUAUUAGAAAAUUGCCAUUUCAACGAUUGGUUCGUGAAAUAGCACAAGAUUUUAAAACAGAUUUACGUUUUCAAAUUUCAGCGGUUAUGGCUCUCCAGGAAGCUAGUGAGGCUUAUUUGGUAGGUCUAUUCGAAGAUACUAAUCUGUGUGCCAUUCAUGCUAAAAGAGUCACCAUUAUGCCCAAGGAUAUCCAAUUGGCUAGAAGAAUUCGCGGAGAACGAGCAUAA
Molecule: messenger RNA, 1183 nt
Organism: Diorhabda sublineata
Lineage: Eukaryota; Metazoa; Arthropoda; Insecta; Coleoptera; Chrysomelidae
Product: histone H3-like
Exons: 1
Coding region: 773-1183 (136 amino acids)
Cellular component (GO): nucleosome
Molecular function (GO): DNA binding; structural constituent of chromatin; protein heterodimerization activity
Source: RefSeq, a predicted model, not a curated record